This is a messenger RNA of Monodelphis domestica (gray short-tailed opossum), 4318 nucleotides long. RefSeq names its product transport and Golgi organization protein 1 homolog. Gene Ontology annotation, molecular function: protein binding. The record is from RefSeq and is a predicted model, not a curated record. Gene Ontology annotation, biological process: endoplasmic reticulum to Golgi vesicle-mediated transport; vesicle cargo loading; protein secretion. Gene Ontology annotation, cellular component: endoplasmic reticulum exit site; endoplasmic reticulum membrane. Lineage: Eukaryota; Metazoa; Chordata; Mammalia; Didelphimorphia; Didelphidae.
ACUUAAUGGUCAGGACAAGAGACAGUGGAAGGGGAAAGGCCAAGAUGGACCAUAAAUGGCAGGGAGGAGGAUACGAAUGCAGCCCGACCCAGUUCAAGGAAGGGCUGCUAUGGGAAUCCACGCUAGGAUAGAGGUGUCCAGCACUUAGGAGUAGGGAAAGCGGUCCGCAGCACAAAGGGAGCAGAAUGGGAGCAGCGGAUAGGGCAAGCAGAGGAUGACGGAAUAAUGGCCAGGUGGCGGGGUCUCCCUUGCAUUUCCCCGCCCCUCGCCUAGGCCUGAGAGAUGCAGCUGGGUCUCCGGUUCCUCCUUUCCUCUUCCCCCAGCCCUCCCUUCCCAUCCUUUUCCAUCCCCAGCGCGGCUGACGUGUCUCCUUGGCACUGCUCAUGCUCUCCCUCCGCCCCAAACCCGGGUCCCAACCUCGCCGCUCGCCCCCGCCUUCUCUUCUCUCCUCCCCUCCGCCUCACCAUCGCCGUCCUCCGCGCCUGGGGCCUCCUCCCACCCCUCUCCCCCCACCAGCUCCAUUCCCAGCCCCAGCCCCGCCAACAUGGCUGCAGCGCAGCUCCUGCCCUUCUGCCUUCUCGUUCUGCUCUUCUUUUCUGGGCCGCAACUGGGUCAAGCGAAUCGAAGCGGGGACCGGCGCUUCGCGGAGCUGAAACGUUGCGCCGACGAGGAGUGCAGCAUGCUAAUGUAUCGGGGUAGAGCUCUAGAGGAUUUCACUGGUCCAGAUUGCCGCUUUGUAAAUUUUAAAGAAGGGGAAGCUGUGUAUGUCUAUUACAAAUUAGUAGGAACAUUACCUGAACUUUGGGCUGGAAGUGUUGGCAGUGUUUUUGGAUACUUUCCAAAGGAUUUAAUUGAAGUAAAUCAUCAAUAUUCUGAACAAGAACAGGAACUACCAACAGAUGAAACAGAUUUUGUUUGUUUUGAUGGAGGAACAGAUGAUUUUGAUAAUUAUGAUGUUGAAGAUCUUUUAGGAUUUUUGGGAGAAACUUUGAGGGGCAAAGGGGAAGAUGAAUUGAACACUUCAGGAAUUGAAGGCUCUGAGAAUCCUAUAGAAGAAAUGGAGGAGGAGAAUCCUGAGAAGCUGAAUAUUGAAAAACCUCCUGAAGUAUCCAAGGAUGAUGAGCCUGAAACAGCAAUGGACAGCAAAGUUCUUGCAAAUUCAGAAGAAAACAAUUUACCUUCUGAAAACACUAAGAAUCUAGAGGAAGAGUUUGAGACACAGAUGCCCCCUGUUCAUGUAAAUAGUCAUGUAGAUAAUCCUCAUGGAAACCAACCCUCCCUUGAGCCCUUAGAAGAAAUGCUGCAAGAUAAAUUAAAAGUGCCCGAAAGCGAAAAUGCCAAAAACAUUAAUACUUCACAACUUUCCAAGGACUGGGAAGAGAUUGAUGCCUAUAAACUUUUGAAGAAGGAAAUGAAUUUGGAUUUGAAAACAAAAUUUGGCUCAACUGCAGAUGCUCUUGUAUCUGAUGAUGAAACAACUAGGCUUGUUACUUCAUUAGAAGAUGAGUUUGAUGGGGAAUUGGAUGUUGACGAUUCCAAAGUUGAAGAAGAGGAUAAAGAGAACUUUGAUGAACCACCAUUACUAACUUUUUCAAAUGGAGAAGACAGGAAAACAUCAGUGAAUACUGUAGUUGAGAAAUAUUCAACAGGUGAAAGUCUGUUUCCUGAAGAAGAUACUGAUGAAGUGGUUCAACCUAGGACUGGUGAAAAGAAUGAUAAAAAUAUAUUGAAAACCUUAGGAGAUACCAUUUUCUCUAUUGUUGGUGGAGGUGAAGAAGAUGCCACAGAUUUGGAUGGCUCUGAUUUAGAUGAAGAAAAGGAGGAGGAUAAUGAAAAAGUCUUAACAGGCAAAUGGGAAGAAGAUAGCACUUUUUUGACUAUAGAAGUUCCUGUAACUAAUCAUGACAAAAACCUAGAUGAUACCCUUGAAAUUGCCACAGUUACUGGAAUUAAGGAAAAAAGUGAGAAAAUACAGUCAUAUAAGGAAGAAUUUCCAAAGGAUGGAAUGGAAUUGGUAGAUAAGGACAGUGCUAUAAAAAGUCCUAUUCCUGAAAUUGACCUUAAACUUAAUCCUAUGGAAGGUGACCUAAAAGAAUCCAUUGUCCACCAAAUCACAAAAGAGGAGCUCCAUGAGGAAAAGUCUGGACAGAAAGUUUUAUAUGAAAACUUAGAGAGUGAUCCUGUCCAUAAAACUCUUUGGAAGAAAAUGAAAGAGAAAAAUACUGAACAGAAAUCUGUAAAUAUUAAAUCACUGUUAGAAGAUGAACAACAAAAUGCAUCCAAAGGAAAUGUAGAUAUAAGAGAUAUUUCAGAAAAUGAACAAGAGCAGGAAAUGUUUUCAGAAAAGAUUCAAGGAAAGCAAGCCACACAGCCAGCUGGGCUUAAAACUCAAUAUCAAGUCAACAUUUCUUCUGAAGAUCAAACUGAUUUACCAAGAGAAAAAGUGGAAGAAAAUCUUAAGUUGGAAGGAAAUAUAUUGAGCCAGCAGGAAAAAGAUGUGGAAACUGAGAUUAACAAGCAGCUGGAUGAAAAGACCAAGCUUUCUGAAGGAGAAAUUCAAGAUCAAUUCUCCAAAGAUAGAAGCAAAGUAAUGAAAUUAUUCUCUCCAGAUGAAAAUCUUAAUGAUCACAAAGAAAUGGAGAGUGCACAAAAUAAAGACAAAGAUAUUCCUAAGGAGAGAGAAGCAACUCAUUUCAAAGAAAAUGUAGGCCAACCCCUUACUAUAGGAACAACAGAUUUCCAGACAGAAAAGGCAGAAGCUGAGGAUGAUGACUUCCCCAAUUCUGAGGAUUUGUUAGAAGAUGAAAAUGCUAUAAGUGCUGCUGCUAGUGGCCAGAGCAGUAGGCUUGAUGUUGAUGUGCAAAUGAGAAAAGCUACUUCAGGAGUCACUAAUCUGAUGCAUUCCUUGGAAAACACCAAAGAAAAAACAAGUAUGAUUUUGGAAAAUCAGGGAAUAGGCAGCUUGCAAGGGUCAAUUGAGACUACACCCAAAGAAGUAAUUGAGAAGGAUGGAGAACCUGUUAAAAUAUCUAUAAAGGAGCAAGGGAAGAAUCCCCUUGAGAAAAAUGAAAAUGAAAAAAAUGCAUUUAGUGAAUUUCUUGACAAGGAUAAAAAUCAGGCUCAAGAUUUGGUUGAAGAAACUAAUUAUUUUGAGAAAGAAGAUGGUCUGAAAAACAAAAUAGACUUCAGUUUCACAGAAAAGUCUUGGCCAGAUGAGCUUUCCCAAGAGGACCUUGAACAUUCACAGAAUUUCACUGAGGAGGAAAGCCAAACAUAUCAGCAAUCUGAUUUUAUAGAUCUUGAAGAUAAUCUUGCUUAUAAAAAUGCUUUAGAGUCGGAAGAUGGUGACACGAUAAAGCAGUUGCCUAUAAUUAAGGGCUUUCUUGAUGAAAAACGAGUAGAAAGGUUAGAAAAGUACCUUGGGUCUGAGAAUAUGCUGCAAAUGGAAUCCACAUUCCGUGACAUGGAAAGGAAGCUAGAGCGUGCUCAAAGGGAGAGCCUGGCAUAUAAUAUGGAAAAGGCCCUGGAUGAUGUCUUUCGCUCUUCAGAGUCAAACAUCCUUGAUAUGGUGGAGAAAAUGUUAGAUUCAAGAGCAGCAGAAAACAAGGAACUGGGCAUGAAGGAGAUAGACUUGUUUGAUGAAGAGUCUGCUCUGCUAGAUGAUAUUCAAGACCUGAUCUAUUUUGUCAGGUACAAACAUCCUUUGGUGGAAGAGAGUGUACCAUUAGCAGCUAUUGAGCCUCCAGAAGAAAUUUCUAGGGUGCCUCUUACAGUAUUUCCUGUAGACCAAAAAAUAGAACCCAGAGGAGUCCAAGGAAGAAAGUUUGCAGUGAAUGAAGAGGAUACAUUUGCACCAGAGGAAAACAAGAGGCCACCAGAGAAUAUGGAAAUUAAAGUUCUUAAAGUGGAAGAGCCUGAUGAGAAUUUGGACAUCUCAGAAAAGGAUGGUCUUUUGGAUUCAAAAGAGAUCAUAGAUGUCAGUGACUCACAAGAUGGACUACUAGUCAUAGAGACUUUACCAGACCAAAAUGUUGAAGAUUUGGCUAGAGGAAUGAUUUCAACAGAAGACAUUCCUUUGGAUUUAAAACAGCUUCCUCUAGAAAUAAUUUCCACAGAAGAUGCUCCUUUGGAUACAGAACAACAUCCUCUAGGAAUGAUUUCCGUAGAAGAUACUCCAUUGCAUACAGAACAACUAGAAACAAAUCCAGAGAUACCACCAGUUCUUGCAGCUAUGAAGAGUAUAAGUCUUGUAGCGAAAGAAAACAUGAAACAAUAUACUGAGAUGGUAAGUAUGACAGAUUAACUUUCCAAAUGAUUU